Messenger RNA from Pyrus x bretschneideri (Chinese white pear), 641 nucleotides. RefSeq lists its product as uncharacterized. NCBI's taxonomy places the organism in Eukaryota, Viridiplantae, Streptophyta, Magnoliopsida, Rosales, Rosaceae. The record is from RefSeq and is a predicted model, not a curated record. The transcript has 2 exons. The coding region runs from base 46 to 318 and encodes 90 amino acids.
UCUCCUCUCUUUCUCUGUGCAUGCUUGAGAGAUUGAGAAGGAGAAAUGUGUCCCCUGCGGCUGAUUCUCAUAUUCCUCUCCGCCACCCUCGCCGGCUUCUUUGUCCUCAGAAACCUCAAAUCCGACGGCCCCCAAUUGGAAAUGCCGCAAGAUGAACAAGAAACCCACCAACUGCAAAACCCCAACAAAUCUCCCCACCAAUUUUCCAAGGUUCGCUCCGCCUUGGAAUCGGGGUUCUGGACCGUCGUGGACAUGGCCAGCGGACGCUACCUCUGGAGGCAUUUGGCGUCGUCGACGGCGGCGAAGCAGUCGGAUUGAUGCUAUAAUUGCUGGGAAUCUGACACGAGUCCAGGUUUGAGAUUGACUACUAAGAAUCUAAGAUGUUGUAAUUUUGAAAGGACCCAAUUGAAAAGAAAUCCGAAAUGUUGUAUGAUGUUUGCAAAUGGUGUGCUGUAGCUGUAAUUACUACCAUUCAGCAACAAUAUCAAUCCAAUUUGUAUUGUAAUUUUGCUAUUUUACACUAUCUGGUUCUGGUUUCUGUAUUAACUAAUCAAGUGUGGUGUGGAGAAAUUUCACCAAGACAUAAUCCACCUCUAUCUCAUGCUAUUCCCUGUGCUAUGUAUAAAGCUAAGGCUUGCGAA